GCCAGGUGUGUGAGAGGAACGUCCCACAGCUCUUCAGAACUAUGGCUUCCCGUCUGUGUGGACUCUCUGGGACCUCCUGUUCCAGACUGGAGUUCCUUUCGGGUCAUACAGCAGCAGGAAUGCCUCAGCAGGCCGACACAUGUCCUGCUUUAGUCUCAGUGGAUAACAAGCCUCCGACAGUCUGACAGAACAACAGCACUGCUGAGAGGAAAUGAGAGGAUACCGAGGCAUUAAGUACACCUUAUUCAUCUUCUGCUACUUCUUUUGGGUUGUGAGUGCCAUACUUACAGCAGUGGGGAUCUAUGCUAAGAUCGCCAGAGAGAAAGAUGUGGUUGACACCCUGACGGUUGAUCCCGCUCUACUGUUGAUCGUCGUCGGCUCUGUGAUGUUCCUCAUCACGUUCCUCGGAUGUUUCGGGGCGCUGCGUAACACCAUCUGCUUGCUGAAGAUGUUUGUGGGACUCCUGGUGGCCAUUUUACUCUUGCAGAUCGCAGCUGCAUUCGUGGGAUACUUUUUCACUGAUACGGUGAUGGAGAGAACUGAGAGGCUCAUGAUGAAGGCAAUUGAACGAUACAGGGAGGACCAAGACCUGGAGAACGCCAUUGACUUCAUCCAGAAGAAGUUCCAGUGCUGUGGAGUUGAAAGCUAUAAAAACUGGUCCCGUAACGCCUACUUUGAGUGUACUGUACUGAACACCAUGUGUGGUUAUGGGAUGCAGCAGCUGGAGGAGAAACUGGCCCGUCAAGACAUAUUCACCAUCGGCUGCCUGGAUAAAAUUGUCUGGUGGGCCAAACACAAUCUGCUUCUGGUGGCUGGUCUGACCGCCGGCCUGCUGCUGCUCGAGGUCUGCAUGAUAGCUUUGGCUGCUGUUCAGAUCUGCUGGAUAAAAAACGUCCUACAGCGACAGGAAAGAAAAGCAGCUCAAAGCAAAUCGCAGAGGAAGGAGAGCCUCUGGUUUCCUCCUUUUGCAGAGUUUGAUGAUUAAUAAAACCCUUUGUUGAGAAAGUGGGGGAUGCUGUGUUUACACUGUGAAUUUAUAGGUUUGAGCUGUGGAUUUGAGGUUUGUACAGUGGGUGAACGCAUCGAUGCUGGGCCCCAGGAGGCAGUUGAAAUACUACCUCGUGUAAAGCCCUGAAACUCAGUUUUGUCAUUUUUAUGCAGCGCUCAGUGUUUCUCUUGCUGCCUUUCUACUAAACAGAAUUUAUAAUUCACCAAAAAGAUCUGAGUUAGUCAAAACAUGACAUGAACAGAUAUGUUUUUUUAUAAUGUGAAAAUGUUUCAUUAUCAUAUCAUGUGCAAGCUGUUCUUUGGUCAGUGAAAUAAGUCAGUCAGCCUCGUUCUGUCCAGUGUGAAGGCUUGUAAAGCUUAAAGUAAGCAUAGUUAAUGCUGUGAAAGCCUAAUGUAUUUCUAAAGCUAUCCAAGUACAUUUGUCGCUCAGCCCACUCUCCUGGCUGACUAAUCUCCCCGACCUCCUGAUGCCUGCGUUGCAUGUUUAUCAGCCAGGAGACUGAAGUUUGCGUCCUGUUUGUGGGACCUUCUGCAGCCUUUCAUCCCACUUGCUGUUUUGUUUUCAGCCGCCUGCACUAAAAGCUACUCGGUUUGGGCUUGUGACUCUGGAUACAAUGUGACCCUUUACACUGAGGAAUGACAAACGCCAAAGGACACCUUGUGCAUAACUGAAGCACACCUGCUGCUUUAAUAAAUAUUCAUCAUGCUACAGCCCAGCAAUGAGGAUGACCUGCAUUUGACAUGGGAAAAGAAUGUGUUGGCUGUUUGGGAUCUAUAAACAAGAAAUGAAUGAACAUUGAAAGAAUAUUAUGUGCUUACAAAACUAACUAAAGUCUUUAUUUUGAUCUGUGUUUAUUUGGUUUAAUUUGCCAAUAGAUCCGGCCUGGGGAAGCUUUGGUGUAAAGAGACUGCAGAGAAUGUGUCUGUGAUUGUGUUUGUACUGUUUUAUUAUGAAACUGUUCUGAACCCUUUAUAUCCUAUAAUGUGAUAAAUAAAAUACAUAUUGUGAUAAAAAUAGAUUUAAAAAAAAGAGCUAAAUUAACAAAAACUCUAAAAGCUGUGUUUGUCUGCACGUCUGCUAUUAGCUGUUCAAACAGACCAACCUCUCCCGUCAGGUUGCCAAUCUAUUGCUGGACUAACCCAGAGAGACAAACAUUCACAUCUAUGGCCAGUUUAGGACAACCAGUUAACCUAACCCCAUGCAUGUAUCUGGAACUCAUGCAGACAAACUCCAAACAGAAAGGCCCCAGCUAACCUGGAUUUAAACACCAGGCCUGUGCAGCUUGCCAUCCCACUGCCUUACCUAAGUUUUACCAUAUGGUGAUAUUCUAUACAUGAAUGCUUCUGCUCAAUGUCUUCGAAUGGUUGAUUCUGUGUAUCGUGCUUCUCUGAGGUUCAUCACUAACUGUAAAUUUCAGACUCACCACUGUGAGUUAUACUCUCAGGUAGGACAGUCUGCU
Molecule: messenger RNA, 2468 nt
Organism: Pundamilia nyererei
Lineage: Eukaryota; Metazoa; Chordata; Actinopteri; Cichliformes; Cichlidae
Product: tetraspanin-33
Exons: 10
Coding region: 212-985 (257 amino acids)
Cellular component (GO): plasma membrane
Source: RefSeq, a predicted model, not a curated record